Anopheles gambiae (African malaria mosquito) is the source of this 1485-nucleotide messenger RNA. It is a transcript of the gene VhaAC45, whose product is annotated as V-type proton ATPase subunit S1. The record is from RefSeq and is a predicted model, not a curated record. The transcript is spliced from 2 exons. Bases 155 to 1321 code for a protein of 388 amino acids. Gene Ontology annotation, cellular component: proton-transporting V-type ATPase complex. Lineage: Eukaryota; Metazoa; Arthropoda; Insecta; Diptera; Culicidae.
UAUAAUCUGGUCACUCUGAUUUUGAUCACGAGAUCAACUGGUUCGUAAACAGUCAGGUGACAAAAAAAGUGCUCGCAGAUAAUUCCAUUUCAUCAUCAUUCCGCUCGAAAUAUUCGUCUUCCAAAACUUCCAGCCGUCGGUACACUCCCCAAAGAUGGCCAAGUUAGGGGUAACUGUGACCCUGUUUCUGGCAUUGGCCGUUUUUGGCAGUGCCCGUGCUGCUAAUGUUCCAGUUUUCGUCUGGGGCAAACCAUCUGUUACGUACGUUCCGGCACUGAGUCUUUAUUCGAGCUCCGAGUUUGGCGCCUUGGUUGAGGCACAGAUUGACGAAAAGACUUUCACCAUCGUGUUUGCAGAAGACCGACUGUCGGCGGAAGAUCUCAGCCAGUGCAAGCUGAAGACGCAAACUUGCUUCAAGAAUUUGCAGAAGCUGGAGCGUAAGUCGUACCUCCCGAGUGUAGAGGAACCAUUGAGCGUGCUGGAAGGUUCGAACGCCCAAAGCGUCCAGCUCAGGCCCGAUGGAACGCUCAGCGAACGGAUCGUCCCACAGGCGGGCGGAAUCGUGGUGGUGAAUCUGUCAGGUGAUGACUUUGCGUCACAUGAUGCUCUCAUCGAUGCUCUUUAUGCACGCCUCCAAAAGGAGCAUCCCAACAUUGUGGCCAUCUACACCGGCAAAACGCCCUCCUUCAGCUAUUCCAGCUUGGUGCGCAAGACCCGUCAGGCCGGGCAAGAGCCGGAACCAGCUAAGGUGGAGCUGAAGACCGAUGGAUUCCUGAUGGUGUACGAAAAGUUCAUGUUCGGCCAGGCCGAUGCUGCCGAGCUCACCGUUGCCCAGCUGGGGGAGGCCACGAAGGUCGAAAAUGCCACCACGGACGUUGUACAGAUUCGACUGACUGGCGCCGGAGCACAGGUUGAUCUGUUUUUCCUGCUGACCCAAGGCUCGUGGGAGAUUACGGGAGUGUGGUUCGACAAUCAGGAGUACUAUCUGCGCCAUCGGGUGCACGUUAAUCAACACUUCUCGUACAGCUGCAAUCAGUGGGAAUACUAUUCUUACGAUUUGCAGAAGAAGAUCGUCUUCGAGGAAGUGCAGCUGCAACCGUUCUGGCCGGGCGCUGAUGGUGUAGCACCACCAAACAAUCGGUUCGGAGAUGCGUGGUACUGCGUCGGAUUUACCACCGGUGGCAUCCUGUCCGGACUGUUCUUGGUGCUUAUCUUCAUCAUCAUCGGCUCGUACGGCAUUGCCUGGAUGAUGGAUAUCCGCACAAUGGACCGCUUCGACGAUCCGAAGGGCAAAACGAUUACGGUGAAUGCGGCCGAGUAAAGCAGCUACUGCUUCCCCGCUCAUAACUGCGAACGAUUCGAGGCGAAGUUUCGCUAGUAGUACUUCCGUUGAGCGAUGGCCACUGUCCUUGUUUACGGUUUGGAAUUGGAAUGAGAGAGAAGACAAUUUAAAUACAUUUGGCCAUUCCUGUUAGAGCACAUAAA